UACAAGCCUCGAAGCCGGGCUUCAGACGUCCCAUCACUAACUUCGGUAAAGCCCGGGGCUUGCUUUCGUUUCUUGACUGUAGUUUUGCUUAAGCAGGCGCGGGUCGUGCUGGAGACGGUGGUUUUAGCACUAUAGCGGUCAGACGCUGCUGAACCUGGAACCUAAACCUGGAACGUGCCUCAAUGAAUCCUAACGAAACACGAUGAUACCGACUGGGCUACAGAAACCAGAUUGUAUUGAUCGUACCUGGGUGUCAUGCCAGAAGGAUGUGAUAAAGGACCUGCCCAGUGACCUUGAUGGACAACCCUCAUGUGCUGAACAGAUGAUCUGGCUAAAACCGGAGUCGUCUGACUCUUGCUGUAUGUCAUGCUGCAGCAACGAGUCAAAGGAUCUUGGUAUUAUCUUUAAAGGACAAACCUCAGUUGACAAGCCUGUGACGGCGCUACAGAGAGACUCUCCUUGCCUUAGCUGUGUGUCGUGCAGCAAUGAUGCAUCAAAGGAAGUUCACUUUGCCUUUAAAGGGGGAUCCUUAUGUACUGAAGAUAUAAUCCGGCUCCAGAGCCCAGGCUCUCCUCACCCCAGCUGUGAAUCAUGCAAGAGUGAUGCCUCAAAGGAGAUCGUCAUCUUCUUUAAAAGAUUUUUAUCAUCUCCUAAACAAACGCAUAAAUGGGAAAGCUCAAAGGAUUUUCAUCAAGAAUGCACAGAAGAUUUUAGAAGUCCGCGGGAGGAUGGGAAGGCGUUGGAGGACGGACCAUUAGAGGAGAUUAUAAAACAAUUCUGUGACAACUUGAAUGGGAAGUUGAUUGAUUAUCUGCACAAAGAUGCUGCAGUUUGUCAACAUGAACUUAAAUCUGCUCUGAGUAAGAAGUUUCAGUGUGUGUCUGAAGGGAUCGCCAAGACAGGUGACCCAACCCCUCUGAAUCAGAUCUACACCGACCUCUACAUCACAGAGAGUGGAACCGAAGAGGUGAACGAAGAACAUGAAGUUAGACACAUUGAAGCAGUUUCCAAAAAACAAGAUGGAGAAGAAGUGACAAUCAGACUGGAGCACCUCUUCAAAGAGUCACCUGGACAAAUUUACCCAGUCAGAACAGUGAUGACAAGGGGAGUGGCUGGUAUUGGCAAAACGGUCCUAACGCAGAAGUUCACUCUGGACUGGGCUGAAAACAAAACCAACCAGGACAUCCAGUUCAUAUUUCCGUUCACAUUCAGGGAGCUGAAUGUCUUGAAAGGGAAAAAGUUCAGCUUGGUGGAACUUGUUCACCAUUUCUUUACUCAAACCAAGGAAAUCCACGAGUUUAAAGAGUACCAGGUCGUAUUCAUCUUAGAUGGUCUGGAUGAGUGUCGACUUCCUCUGGACUUCCAGAGUAAUGAGAUCCUGACUGACGUUACAGAGUCCGCCUCAGUGGACGUGUUGCUGACAAACCUCAUUAGAGGGAAGCUGCUCCCCUCCGCUCGUCUGUGGAUAACCACACGACCGGCUGCGGCCAAUCAGAUCCCUCCUUACUGUGUUGACAUGGUGACAGAAGUCAGAGGGUUUGCUGACCCACAGAAGGAGGAGUACUUCAAGAAAAGAUUCAGAGAUGAGGAGCUGGCCCACAAGAUCAUCGCCCACAUCAAGACGUCCAGAACCCUCCACACCAUGUGCUACAUCCCAGUCUUCUGCUGGAUCACUGCUACAGUUCUGGAGCAUGUCUUCAAAACCAGUCACACCAAAGAGCUGCCAAAAACCCUGACUGAGAUGUACAUCCACUACCUGGUGGUCCAAACCAAAGUUAAGAUGGUGAAAUAUGAUGGAGACGAUGAGACGGAUGAGCACUGGAGUCCAAAGAGCAGGAAGAUGAUGGAGUCCCUGGGAAAACUGGCAUUUGAUCAGCUGCAGAAAGGAAACCUGGUCUUUUAUGAAUCAGAUCUGCGAGAAUGUGGAAUCGGUAUCAAAGAGGCUUCAGAGUACUCAGGAGUGUUCACACAGAUUUUUAAAGUAGAGCGAGGGCUGUACGAUGACAAGCUGUUUAGUUUUGUACAUUUAAGCGUCCAGGAGUUUCUUGCUGCCCUUCAUGUCCAUUUGACCUUCACUAAACGGGGUGUCAAUUUGUUGAAAGAAAAAAAUCCCUCAAAGCUCUCCAAGUUGUUCAACAAACCAAACAUCACAAGUUUUUACCACAGCGCUGUGGAUGAGAGCUUACAGAGUCCAAAUGGACACCUGGAUUUGUUCCUUCGCUUCCUCUUGGGACUUUCACUGGAAACAAAUCAGAAACUCUUACAAGGCCUGAUGACGCAAACUGAAAGAUGCUCACAGACAAAUCAGGAAACCGUCAAGUACAUCAAAGAGAAGAUCAAUGGGAAUCUGUCUGCAGAGAAGAGCAUCAAUCUGUUUCACUGUCUGAAUGAGUUGAACGAUGGCUCUCUUGUGCAAGAGAUCCAACAGUUCUUAUCUUCAGGAGCACUCCUCACAGAUAAGCUUUCUCGUGCUCAGUGGUCAGCCCUUGUGUUCCUAUUGUUAUCUUCUGAAAAGACAGUUGAUGUAUUUGACCUGAACAAGUUUUCUGUUUCGGAAGAGGUUCUUCUCAGGCUGCUGCCGGUGGUAAAGGCCUCAAAGAAAGUUGUACUGACUUUCUGUGUCCUUUCACAAAGAAGCCUCGAAGCUCUGUCCUCAGCUCUCAGCACCAAGUCCUCCUCCUUGAGAGAGCUGGAUCUUAGCAAUAACAAUCUACAAGAUUCAGGAAUGAAACUGAUUGCUGAUGGACUGAAGAGUCCAAACUGCACACUGAAAACUAUUAGGACGAGUGGCUGUUCCCUCUCAGAGAGAAGUGUUGACCUCUUAUGUCCAGUUCUCAUCAGCAGGCUCUCUUGUCUGAGAGAACUGGACCUGAGCAACAACAUUCUUCAAGAUUCAGCAGUGAAGAAGUUGUCUGAUGGACUGAGGCAUCCUCUUUGCCAACUGGAAACUCUCAGAUUGAAUCUUUGUUGCCUCUCAGCAACAAGCUGUGAAGCCUUGUCUGCAGUUCUCAGCUCUGAGUCCACUAGCCUGAAAGAGCUGGACCUAAAUAACAAUAACCUGGAGGAUUCAGGAGUGAAGCUGCUGUCGGUUGGACUGGGGAGUUCAUACUGUAAGCUAGAAACUCUGAGGCUGUCUGGCUGUCUAGUCACGGGAGAAGGUUUUGCUUCUCUGGCAUCAGCCUUGAAAUCCAACCCAUCCCACCUGAGAGAUCUGGAUCUGAGCUACAACUGUCCAGGGGACCUUGGUGUCAAACUUCUAUCUGCUAAUCUGAAGGAUCCACAGUCCAGACUUGAAAUUCUCAGAACAGACCCAGCUGGAGUUGAGUGGUUAAGACCAGGACUGAGGAAAU
Fundulus heteroclitus (mummichog) is the source of this 3350-nucleotide messenger RNA. RefSeq names its product NACHT, LRR and PYD domains-containing protein 3. Gene Ontology annotation, molecular function: protein binding. The record is from RefSeq and is a predicted model, not a curated record. NCBI's taxonomy places the organism in Eukaryota, Metazoa, Chordata, Actinopteri, Cyprinodontiformes, Fundulidae.